ACAGAAAGUAAACGUAAAGUAAAGAGAAGUAUAGGAAAAGUUUUAGAAUUAUUCUGUGAUCAUUUACAGUGUAAGUAAAGAAAAUAGAUAGCUCGGAACAGAGCAACAGUUAAAAAUUUUUGAAAACUCAAUUAAAAUCAAAUUGUCCAAUUCAUUCACGACGAUUGAUGUAUGCAAGGUGAAUCAAAAUAAACCAACAACAACAAGAACAACAAUUUACUCAGCUGGUCGAUUAAUUUCAUUAAUUUUCACGGAUCGUUGCUGUACUGUUAGUCUUUACACUUAUAUCUUACUUUAAACAUGUCAUCGCCUACCAAGAGCUGGUCGAAUGGUAUGCCUAAAAUUGGAAUCAUCGGCGGUGGUAUGUCCGGUCUGUGUGCCGCCGUUCGCCUACAGCAAAAGUUGGGAAUCACAUCAUUUACGAUAUUCGAGAAAAAUGCUGACGUCGGCGGCGUAUGGUUGACACAUACGUAUCCAGGUUGUGAAGUCGACAUUCCUGGACAUUUCUACAGUUACUCUUUCGAACCAAAUUCAAAUUGGUCUGUCAACUAUCCACCCCAGCACGAAAUACUGGAAUAUCUACGUAGCGUCACAGGAAAGCACCGAAUCUACGACCACAUAAAGUUUCAGCAUGAAGUUAAGACGAUGACUUGGAACGACGACCUGAAGAAAUGGAUUCUCGAAUAUGCCGAAGUUGAUGCUUCUUCCGUCGGUGCUGACAGCGAUUUGAAGACUCAGAUGUUCGACAUUGUUAUCAUGGCACUGGGCGGGCUCCGCAUCCCAUGCAUUCCAAACGAAUUGAAAGGCUUUACUGGACCCACGAUGCACACGGCCGAAUGGAAUCACGAAAUUGAAUUGAAAAAUAAGAAAGUCGCCGUGAUCGGUAGUGGGGCGUCGGCCAUUCAGGUUAUACCGAACAUAGUCAACGAUGUUCAGACAUUGCACUGCUAUCAGCGAAAGGCGGCAUAUGUUAUUCCCAGAACACAAUUUUCUUUCCCGAAUUUUGUGAAAUUUUUUUUCUUUUACAUUCCGUUCAUCAUGUGGCUGUACCGGUGUUUGAUUUUCAUGCUGCACGAAAUAUUUCACUCAGCAUUCGAUCGUGGCAGCCUAAUGCACAGAUUGAUGUGUAGAAUAACCAAAAAUUAUCGCGAACGUGAACUGAAGGCGCACAAGGACUUGAGCGACGAUCUGACCCCAAAAUACAGUUUCGGAUGCAAACGAGCACUCAUAUCUGACGAGUACUAUGCUGCAAUGACGCAACCCAACGUCCAUCUACACAUGAGCCACAUUGACAAAAUUGUUGGUCAAACGAUAUACACCAAAGAUGGAACGAAAGAGGAGAUCGAUAUUUUAAUAUUGGCCACAGGCUACAACGUCUAUGACUACUUCAGCCCAUUGAAAGUGUUUGGAAAACAUGGCCAGAAUGCUCUGCAAACUUGGUUUGAUAAUGAGCCCCGAUGCUAUUACGGUACCGUGUUCAAUGCUGCGCCGAAUGCUUUUGUACUUCUUGGACCUAAUUCGGCACCAUCUCACACCUCGGUUAUUUUCACGAUCGAAUGUCAAGUCGAUUUUAUGAUCAAUGCCGUUCGGGAAAUGAUGCGCCGACACGCUACAGUGAUGAAUGUCAAAACGUCGGCUGUAGAUGAAUUUAUGGACAAAUUGAGAGCGGAUAUGACAAAGAAGGUGUGGUACGAGGAAGACUGUGGCUCGUGGUGGGCCAACUCAAGGGGUGCCAUUGUAUCUCUGUGGAGUGACUAUGCCAUCACCUUUUGGAGGCAGACUAGGACCAUUGACUGGUCCAAAUUUGAAAUUAAUUGAAGAUGAUGUGUCACUGAGCUGUCAAUAAAUAAAGUGAUUAUAUUUGUUGCAACAACUACAAGCUUAACGCGCACUUGUGGCGAAGCAUUUUACAGAAAUGACCGAUAGAUUUAAACACAGAGCAACAAGUAGCGUUGGUAGCUUCAAUAAGACCGAAAAAUGUCCAGCUCUGACCAUCAAGGAUUCCUAGAUCCUUACCAAUCAGCGGGUUCCAAUCACGGUCAAUGACCUUACAUGACCUUUUAUGCGAAGGUUGACGCACUUUUUACGAAAUCUAAACAAAAGGCCCUGGUGAAGCUGAAUAGGCCUAAGAAUUUUGGUAUCAAGUCAAUGAAAAAGAUUAGUCGAAGUUGGUCACAUCAGUCGAUGACUAAUACCAUUUAGUCCAACGUCAUUUAGUACAUUUAGUCAAGAAGUGCGUCAUCCCUCGCUUUCAUGAUGUUGUGUCGCCAUCAAUAUUUAAAGUGAGAAACCGAAAUUCACGUACUUACUCAACUA
Molecule: messenger RNA, 2316 nt
Organism: Bradysia coprophila
Lineage: Eukaryota; Metazoa; Arthropoda; Insecta; Diptera; Sciaridae
Molecular function (GO): N,N-dimethylaniline monooxygenase activity; NADP binding; flavin adenine dinucleotide binding
Source: RefSeq, a predicted model, not a curated record